CGAAGAGUAUUCAUCACCCAAAAAAAAAUCCAAAGAGUAUUCUGAGAAAUUAACUUAGAUGGCAAGCAAAAAAAUCAAUUUUUGUUUCGUAAUUUUCUUCCUAUGUUAUGGAAUGCUAAUUCCAACACUUGGUAACAUAUGUCUGCCAAAAGAACAUGCUGCAUUAUUUGUAUUUGGAGAUUCAUUGUUUGAUGUUGGAAACAAUAAUUAUAUCAAUACAACUAGUGAUUAUCAGGUUAACUACCCACCAUAUGGUGAAACCUUCUUCAAGUAUCCAACUGGUAGGGUUUCUGAUGGACGUGUGGUUCCAGAUUUCAUAGCUGAGUAUGCUAAGUUGCCGUUAACUCAACCAUACCUAUUUCCUGGUUCUCAAGAAUAUAUUAAUGGAAUCAAUUUUGCAUCAGCAGCAGCUGGGGCUUUAGUAGAAACCAAUCAAGGACGGGUGAUAGAUCUAAAGACACAAUUGAAUUAUUUCAAGAAUGUCAAGAAAGUAUUGAGACAGAGACUAGGAGAUGAAGAAACCACAACUCUGUUGGCCAAAGCUGUUUACUUGAUUAACAUAGGAAACAAUGAUUAUUUUGCAGAAAAUUCCAGCUUAUACACUCAUGAAAAAUAUGUAUCCAUGGUAGUUGGUAAUCUCACAGAUGUGAUCAAAGGAAUAUAUGAGAUGGGAGGGAGGAAAUUUGGGAUUCUUAAUCAACUAUCUCUUGGCUGUUUCCCAGCCAUCAAGGCAUUUGUAAAUGGAUCUAAAUCAGGUUCUUGCAUUGAAGAGUUUUCAGCACUUGCUGAAGUGCACAACACAAAACUAUCAGUGGAACUUAAGAAUUUAACAAAAAAGAUCAAAGGAUUUAAAUAUUCAUAUUUUGAUUUCUAUCAUCUAUCUUUUGAAGUCAUAAGGAACCCUUCCAAAUUUGGUUUGAAAGAAGCAGGAGUGGCAUGUUGUGGCAGUGGACCUUAUAGAGGAUAUUUCAGUUGUGGAGGUAAAAGAGAAGUGAAAGAUUAUGACUUGUGUGACAAUCCUUCUGAAUAUUUGUUCUUUGAUGCCAUUCAUGCUACUGAAAGUGCUAAUAGAAUUAUUUCCCAAUUUAUGUGGAGUGGAAAUCAGAGUAUCACUGGCCCUUACAAUAUCAAAACUCUAUUUGAAGAAUAAUUCAAAUAUAUAUACAAACAUAAAUUAAGUUGUUUGUAAGAUAAAAUAAAUGCAUUGUUGUUUUCUUGAUGUGUAAAUAAGAAUAACAAUAUACCGUGAUUAUAACUUAUUUGAUAUGGAUAUUGUUAUAUGUAAUGGUCGGAAUUUAAACCUAAAACUUCCGACAUAUUUAUGUAAGGGGUGAACUUCUAGUCACUCAAAAAAAAAAAAAGAAUGUAAUGCAGUGUGUCAUUUUCUUGUUUGUUGACCAAGCCCUAAUA
Messenger RNA from Medicago truncatula (barrel medic), 1410 nucleotides. Its product is annotated as GDSL esterase/lipase 1. Gene Ontology annotation, molecular function: lipase activity. The coding region runs from base 59 to 1150 and encodes 363 amino acids. Lineage: Eukaryota; Viridiplantae; Streptophyta; Magnoliopsida; Fabales; Fabaceae. The record is from RefSeq and is a predicted model, not a curated record. The transcript is spliced from 5 exons.